AGCCGGGGCGGACGGAGGGCCCGGGCCAGCCGCCCCCCAUCGGGCCCGACGACGUGCUGCGGCUCGGGAGCAUCACGGACGAUUACCUCUGCGCCCCGGAGGAGAACGUGUACAAGAUUGACUUCACCAGGUUUAAGAUCCGCGACAUGGAGUCGGGCACCGUCCUGUUUGAGAUCACCAAGUCUCCUGCUUCAGAGCGGGAUCGGGGGGACAAGAAGGAUGCAGACCCCAAUGCUGGGCGUUUCGUCCGCUACCAGUUCACCCCGGCGUUCCUCCGCCUGCGCCAGGUUGGAGCCACGGUGGAGUUCACCGUGGGAGACCGACCCAUCCACAACUUCCGCAUGAUCGAGCGCCACUACUUCCGCAACGAGCUGCUCAAAAGCUUCGACUUCGAGUUUGGCUUCUGCAUCCCCAGCAGCAAGAACACCUGCGAGCACAUCUACGAGUUCCCCCAGCUCUCGGAGGAGUUGAUCCGCGAGAUGAUCCGCCACCCCUACGAGACUCAGUCGGACAGUUUCUACUUUGUGGAUAACAAGCUGGUGAUGCACAACAAAGCGGAUUAUUCUUACAGCGGAGGCCCCUGACCCAAGGCAGAGCGGUGGAGCGGCGCUGCCUGCCACCAACCGCCGGGUCUCGCCCCCCUUCCCUCCGCACACGGCCGAGGACUCCCUCCUUUUUGGCAAGGGAUCCCGCCCCCCACCCUGCCUCUGCAUCCUCCUCCGGGCCACCUCGUCUCUGGUCCCUCCUCCUUCUCUUACCCGGCUCUGGAGCGGGACGGCGGGGAGGAAGGGGAUCCCCCAAGAUUUGAGGCUUUUCCCAUAUCCUGGGACGAUUCCCAGGCAAUAGCCCCCAUUCUGGGGCACCCCAGCAGGAGAGGGGAGACCCCAGGAGGGGCCAGGAGGCCUGGUUGGGUCACGUUGGCCAUUCUGCAGCCCGGCCAUCACAGCCCCACGCCGGGCUGCCUCCCUCCCGAGCUGGCGCCUGUGAGGACCAUUCCGCCUCCUGACGAAGGGCGCUUCCUUCUAGGCUGGGCCCGAAUCAGGGGCAGGACUGGCCCACCUCAGGCUCUGGAAGGUUAGAGGACCUCUGAGUGCCCUCUCCAGCAGUAGCUGCCCUAGUAGCCCAGCAACCAAGCGGGUUUAACCCGUCACUGGGGAGCUAGGAGGGGGAGACGGGAAGAAGGAAGUGGGAGAGAGGUGAUGAGGCCCCGGAUGGGCAGUUCCCAAGACUCAUCCGGCUCCCUGUCUGCCCCUUUCCUUUCCCUCUUUCAGUUUCUCCCAUCCCUUCCCUCACUGCUGCCGUUCUGUUUCUCUCCUUCCCGCCCUCUGGGCCCCCAGGGUGCUGGAUUCAGGGCCCUGCCUCUCACCCUCAAGGACGUUGAUGCCAGUAGAUUUGUGUCCAACCCUGGGCCGGCUCACCACCCAAUUUAGCGAGCUGGGCCUCGGGCCCAGACUACCCACCUGCACUGGCUUGAGGACGUCACUGCUUCUAGCCCAGAUCCCAAGUCCCCAGUGAGGCGUAAAUGGAAGAGGGCAGCUGCCCCGGGUAACCUCGCCGACCUCCCCCGUCCCUGGGAGCCGAGGCUUUGAUCCUUGUCUGGUCCCUAGCUUGAGAGAUAGAGAGCCAAACAGCCCGACCUCUGGCCCUCUUCUUGAACCUCUGCACUUCCCUGACUUUUAUGCAUCCUAGUGUGUGUGGCGGUGGGCCGAGUGGGGCGGAGAUGGGAUCCAAACCCGACUGAAGUUUGGGUUUGGGUUCCUAAGGACCCAGAGAGCUGACUGGGUCAGGGAAAGGCCAGGGUGAGGGGCUUGAGGAAUCUGGGGUCUCCUGCAUUUUGGCCUUGUUCAGAGCGGGGCUGUGGCCAACUGGGAAGGGGGUCUGGAUGCUUAGAGUGCUCUGGAAAGUGGGGAGGUGGGGCAUUUUCCGGGUCCAGUAUGGGGGCGGAUGAGGACUACCAUCACCUCUUCGGCCCCCUGAGGCAAAGGGCUCCCCAGGACCUUUCGGUCCAAGGUGUGUUUGUUUUUUUUUUGUGUGUGUGUGGCUGUCAUGGGGAGGUGGUCUCUCUGAAAGUCCAUUUUUAUAACUAAAACUUUCUGGUUUGCAGGCAGGGGGCCGAGGGGACCGCCUGGGUGAUGGGAGCCAUGUGUUUAAGUCAGGUUCCUCGAUAGAGAAAAAUCUCAGUAGGGUACUGAUUCCCGCCCACCCGCUUCUCCUGGAGAGCCCAACCAGGAAGGCCCUCAAGAGGUGGAACCCGACUUGGUGCCCGCCGGAGGGUAAUGGGGCAGCAGCAGGGGGAGAGGGGGUCCCGAGGGGGCAUUUUGGUCGGACGGGCUCCCAGCCCCCUGCACCUCGGGUUGGAGCUCUGGGAGGAAACCAAGUCGUUCAUCAUUGUCAGUAGAUGCUCUCUCCGCUCGCCUCCUGGGUGCAUUGGCCAGUGUUCACAAAGCAAUGAAAGCAUCGACCCAA
Messenger RNA from Tachyglossus aculeatus (Australian echidna), 2466 nucleotides. RefSeq names its product unc-119 lipid binding chaperone (gene UNC119). Gene Ontology annotation, cellular component: centrosome; intercellular bridge; spindle midzone. NCBI's taxonomy places the organism in Eukaryota, Metazoa, Chordata, Mammalia, Monotremata, Tachyglossidae. Gene Ontology annotation, molecular function: lipid binding. Gene Ontology annotation, biological process: positive regulation of protein tyrosine kinase activity; mitotic cytokinesis; negative regulation of clathrin-dependent endocytosis. The transcript has 5 exons. The record is from RefSeq and is a predicted model, not a curated record. Bases 147 to 584 code for a protein of 145 amino acids.